Daucus carota subsp. sativus is the source of this 1575-nucleotide messenger RNA. Its product is annotated as fumarylacetoacetase. NCBI's taxonomy places the organism in Eukaryota, Viridiplantae, Streptophyta, Magnoliopsida, Apiales, Apiaceae. The record is from RefSeq and is a predicted model, not a curated record. Gene Ontology annotation, biological process: homogentisate catabolic process; L-phenylalanine catabolic process; L-tyrosine catabolic process. The coding region runs from base 173 to 1432 and encodes 419 amino acids. Gene Ontology annotation, molecular function: fumarylacetoacetase activity. The transcript is spliced from 14 exons.
AACUACGGGGCACGGGGAGUAUUAGUCGGUGGAUUUACAUUUUACGCCCAAACUACUCUGUCUAUAAACUUCUGUCUUUCUCUCUGCUCCACUUGUAGUCUCUAGUGUCUACUCCUUUGCUCUCACAACAAGUCCGAAACGUAACUCAAUUUACGACGCCGUUUAAGCAGCUAUGGCAUUGAAAUCAUUCCUAGAAAUCUCGCCGGACUCACAUUUCCCGAUGGAGAAUCUGCCGUACGGCGUGUUCAAGCCUGACGAAUCUUCCGCACCUCGACCUGGCGUUGCUAUCGGAGAUUACGUGUUGGAUCUUCAAGUUAUUGCUUCCGCUGGUCUUUUCAACGGGCCUAUUCUCGCGAACUCUGAUUGUUUUCAUCAGCCAAAUCUUAAUAAGUUCCUAGAAAUGGGACGUCCUGCAUGGAAGGAGGCUCGUGCUACAAUACAAAAACUACUCUCAUCUGCUGAGCCUUCUUUGCGCGACAAUGCAAGUCUGAGACAGAAUGGCCUACUACCUGCCGCCCAGGUACAAAUGCUUCUUCCUAUGGCAAUAGGGGAUUACACAGACUUCUUCUCAUCUAUGCAUCAUGCUAGGAACUGCGGCUUGAUGUUUAGAGGUCCUGAAAAUGCCAUUAAUCCAAACUGGUUCCACCUCCCUAUUGCUUAUCAUGGCCGGGCAUCAUCUAUCGUAGUAUCAGGGACAGAUAUUAUCAGACCUAGAGGUCAAGGUCAUCCAUCUGGCAACUCACCCUAUUUUGGGCCUUCACGAAAGCUAGACUUUGAGCUAGAAAUGGCUGCUGUGGUUGGACCUGGUAACAGGUUAGGAGAGCCUGUUGAUGUUAAUGAGGCUGCAGAGCAUAUAUUUGGACUAGUACUGAUGAAUGACUGGAGUGCUAGAGAUAUUCAGGCAUGGGAAUAUGUACCUCUUGGUCCUUUCCUUGGAAAAAGUUUCGGGACAACUAUAUCUCCUUGGAUUGUAACCUUAGAUGCUUUACAACCUUUUGGUUGUGAUGCUCCUCAGCAGAAUCCUAGUCCCUUGCCAUAUCUUGCAGAAAAAAAUUCCAAGAAUUAUGACAUUUCUUUGGAGGUUCAAAUUAGACCAGCUGGAGAAGAAACAUCAUAUGUUGUCACAAGGAGUAACUUCAAUCACCUGUAUUGGACAGUGACCCAACAACUUGCUCACCAUACUAUAAAUGGUUGUAAUUUGAGGCCUGGUGAUCUUCUUGGAACUGGCACAAUAAGUGGACCAGAACCAGAAUCAUAUGGAUGCUUACUGGAGUUGACAUGGAAUGGACAAAAAAAUGUUUCUUUAGGAGGGACAAGUCGCAAGUUUCUAGAAGAUGGAGAUGAAGUUAUUUUCACUGGUUGUUGCAAGGGGAAUGGUUACAAUGUGGGUUUUGGUACAUGCUCUGGGAAAAUUGUGCCUUCAAUUCCUUGAAAACCUUCCUGACGGGAGAAUCUGUAUCUGGUUAGAUGUUUGAGACAGAUUAUGGCGUAAAAUCUUUUUUGCUGUAUGUUGAUCGAAAUCAUGAUAUUAGCUUUAUCUAUUAUGGUUAUGAUCCUGAGAAACUUCAUACAGAA